AUUUAAAGUUUGGAUUCAUAUAAAUUAAAAGUUAGAUAUUAUAAGAAACACGAAACGAUGUCAUAUUUAUCAAUUUUCGAUACUCAAUUUACUUUUAUCAUGUCAGAAACAAAAUUGGAAUGAAUAUAAUUGACAAUAUCCAAACAUCGCUAGUGACAUCUAGUAUGACUUUAAAAACUAAUUUUUAUUUUUAAAAUUUUCGCUCAUUGACAUAUUUUAAUUAUUGUGCAUUAUUGUUUCUUUACCUGUAAAGAAGAGCACAAAAGUGACAUGGUGACAUUGGCGGAAUUGUGUAAACCAUAGAGUAUCGUAAACGCAAAUAGACCAUGAAUUAAAAAAGAAGGAAAUAUAAAAAUAAUUGAAAAUUUUAAUUAACGCCUGAUAAAUCAGACAUGAUUAAGUUUCAAUAAGUGCAAAAAAAAACAUAUUAUGUAUCUAAAGAGAAGGUAAGUAAGAAGUAAUAAAAAUUAAAGCAUACAUUAACUAUAGAUCUCUGACACUAACCAUAUUCACAGUUCUACAGUCAAAUACUUCAUAGCAGCGGUUUUUGGUGCGGCUUUGUAUUGUGAAUGGUUUAUCUACGUGAUACAGCCUCAGUAUUGGCAAGAGUUGGAAUGCGAGGGACACGAUGCUUCCUGCACCAAAGUUUUGUUCAUUGCAGACCCACAAAUACAGGGUGAUUUAGCAGUUCCACCUCCGCUCAGUUACCUUUUCAACUGGGAUAGUGACCGAUAUCUGAAGUCAACAUUUUCAGUGGUAUCAAAAUACUUUCAGCCUGAUGUACUUGUUUAUAUGGGUGAUCUAAUGGAUGAAGGUUCAAUAUCAACAAUACAACAGUUUCAUAGCUAUGUAAAGAGGCUGUCUAGUAUAUUUAAUAUUGAAUAUCCUGUUGUGCAAAUUUGGCUACCAGGUGACAAUGACAUUGGUGGUGAAAAUGAACCUGUAAGCAAACAAAAAGCAGCUGAAUUUGAUAAAGUAUUUGAUCAGCCAUCAGUGAUAACAUUCAAAAAUCUAACAUUCUUCAAAGUAAAUGGCAUAACAUACACAUUUCCUAAAAGAACUGAAGAAGUAGAUGAAACCAAUAUCAACAUUGUUGUUUCUCAUUAUCCAAUAACCUCGAGGACCGUAUUUAGCACUCAGUUGAUUAAAGAAUUCCACCCAAACAUAUUUUUUUGUGCCCAUGAGCACGAGUCAAAGUAUGUGAAACAGAACAAAGAUCUCACUCACAGAAAUACACAUAACUUUGGUUAUGGAGAAGGCAUUCUGAACAUAUCCUUGAAUGAAGAUAAUCUUUAUGAAAUAUAUGUGCCUACUUGCUCAUACAGAAUGGGUACAAGCAAGAUAGGCUUUGGAGCUGCUAUUUUCAAUGAUAAUAACCAUCACAUGAAGUAUACAGUGUUCUGGUCACCAACAAGAUUUCCUUAUUUAUUAUUCUACUUGGCUGUUAUGAUAUUUCUGCUGUGGUAUUUUAUUUUGUUUUGUGUAGCCAAAUUGAUACACAGGCAUCCUAAAAUUGUCAAGAGUAGUAGUGACAGUCAACCCUUAUUAGAAAGAAUAUAAUAUUUCAAGUGAUAUUUUAAGCAUUUAUCGAAGUUUUUAUAUAAAGUGAAUUUAUAUGUGUAUGAAUAUAUUAAGCUAUUUUAAAACUUAAUACUCACAAUUUUAAGCAAAUUAACCAUUAUAAUAUUAACUAUUAUUUUGUAUGUUAUUGUUAUUUUAUUUAUGUGUGCUUAUACACAAGAUUACCACAAUAUGUUGGAUAUCCACAGUGGAUUUUGUUUUCUGCAUUUAAUGUCUUAAGGUUUAAAAUCAAGUGGCGAAACAGUUUUGUAUAAGUUGUGAUGUUGACUGUAUAUUUCCACCAAGUUAAUAAUUUUUUAUGGUUAUUUGUUAUUUUAAUAAUAUUUAGCUUUAAUUAGAAUUAAUAAGACACAAAAUAAAUGUGUUAAAUGGUAAAAAUAGCCGUUCAAUUGGGCGACUAGCCAUUUAAUUGAAUGACCUUAAAAACAAUUACCAUGAAAUUUAUGAUGAUCGCGA
This is a messenger RNA of Diatraea saccharalis (sugarcane borer), 2037 nucleotides long. Lineage: Eukaryota; Metazoa; Arthropoda; Insecta; Lepidoptera; Crambidae. The record is from the annotation of a GenBank genome assembly.